This is a messenger RNA of Punctularia strigosozonata HHB-11173 SS5, 845 nucleotides long. RefSeq lists its product as uncharacterized. Lineage: Eukaryota; Fungi; Basidiomycota; Agaricomycetes; Corticiales; Punctulariaceae. The coding region runs from base 435 to 647 and encodes 70 amino acids. The transcript has a single exon. The record is from RefSeq and is a predicted model, not a curated record.
GCGAAUUGCGCGCUUCCGCGCCUGUAUAAUCUCACCGCCGGCGACGGUGCUCGUAUAUCGCUUCAGUUGGCUUCCAGAUCUACAGCAGCAGCCGUCUUCGCAACCGACGACGAAGGCCAUGUCAUCGCGAGGCGCACGCGGGGCAUGUCAUCGCCCGCAGCGGCUUCACCAUCCGCGGUUGCACAAGUUCAACGGCACGUACCAUGGCUGGUCUUGUCCUCCACGGCGUCUAGCGCAAAUGGAUGUGGGACGUGGGACUUGGAGUGUCGUUCGCCGUCGUGGUGGAGGAAAAGCAUCGGCGAGAACAGGGGCGUCGUCCGUUGGUCGUAGUCUCGUGCAUCCCGACGCCGCGCUCGUCCACGAGAAGCUCCGGUGCAAAUCCAACAGGUGGACCUCGCUCAGCUACACGCACCAACUGCCGCUCGAACUGGAAGAUGCUCAACGCCGUCUGCUCUACGUCUGACGUUGCACCGACCGCGAUGGCGGCCAGCAGCGCCAUGGAGGCAUUCGUUGGACGUUACGGUUACCGAGAGCUAGCGCAACCCGCUGUCACGGAACACGUUUACGCUCAGUCUCGCGUGAGACAAGUUCUUCAGGAGGACUUUGGGUGCCGUCUACUUCGGCAAGCGAAGGUCUCGGGCCCAUAGUUAUGCCCCGUUACUGUGAUCCUGCGGUCUGGAAGGCGCCCUAGUUAGACGUCUUGUCCUAGCUCGCUCGUUUGUCGUGAUGUGUUCAACGAGACGUGGACUUGCGGACCGUGAUCUUUGUUCUUCGACAAGUUGCCAUUACAUACUACAUGAUACGCUAGUCUCUAAGCUUGAGAGUAAUGAUAUCUUCUGCAUCGC